CAUUCCUCCGCCAGUCUCUUAGUCAUACUUUUUCUGUGUCUCCCUUUAUCUCAAGCUCUAUGGUGUGUCCAGACUUCUCUCUCUCUCUGUCUCCCUCCCUCUGUCUCUCUCUCUCUCUCUCUCUCUCUCACCGCUCUUGCUCCCUCCAUGACUUGAGGUGGUGGCCAGUCAGAGAAGGAGUCAACGUGCUCACAGUGAGUCUCCAUACCUCCAGACUUCUCCCACGCGCUGCCUUGCACACACACGCUGAACAAAAGAAGACAAGGAGAUCACAGUAUUUGAUUGCGGAUUCCUCAUUUUUCGCCUCAGCCGUCACCUUGAGACUUCAGAGCCUCCAGGUUUGAAAAAGAUUGAGGAGUUUUGGACCUGAGAGUUCAGAAAAUAAGAGCAAGAAGCCUGGACUCAGUUGAACUGUGGGACACGACUCAAAGAGACGACACGAAUCAUACAAGCCAGGAUUGGAGGUAUCGGAGCUGAAUCCAGACCACACAGACGUCAGCCAUUUUUAAGGACUCUCAGAAACACUUACUCUGGCAGGGUCAAAGUUCAUUGCCAUCAAAUCAGAGCCGCGGACACAGGGGUAAUAUCCUCUUAAACACAGGGCGGAUGCUGUAAAGAGGAGUGAUUAGCGAACCGGAAAAUAAGCCAUUGCUGAUUAGGCUGGAUAAAUACUUAAAUAUAAGUAUUAAUGUGCUUCAUGAGGUAAAGAGAGUCAUUUGGUCCUCGUUCUGCACGCCACAAACCAUUUACAGUCAGCUAAAUUCCACAGAGAACCAAUCAAAUCCAUCCCAUCCAUCAUGGACAUCUUUGGCGGCGCCCCUCGCGUGCUGGGCUACCCACGUCCUGUGAUUGUCAAGCCUGGCACCGAUGCCACCUUGAAGUGCCAGAUUGACGGUGACCCUCGUCCAGAGGUGGUGUGGGAGAGAAAAACAGUGGCCAUUGUUCCGGAGGGACGUUACAGGAUCUCGGAAGAGGGCAAGGCCUACAUCCUCACCAUCUGUGGCGUGACCCUCCAGGAUGCGGGCCAGUACAUCUGCAAGGCGAGGAACUGCGUGGGGGAGACGUAUGCUGCCGCUACCCUGAAGGUGGAAGGGGAGGUCAGCAUGGAGGUCAAUGGGCCGCAGCAGCAGGCUAGAGUAGAGAACAGGGAACAUGGGGGGCAACAGAACGGGCUGGUGUCGCAGCCAAAUGGCACCUUCGAGGGGCAACAGAAUGGGGAGGUAGAGAGGCGAGACAGAGACGGUGAGGCUAGGGAACUCCAAGCAGAGACGGUUGAACCGUCGGAGGACAAACCUCGCUUCCUGAUAAAGCCCCUGUCUCUACGCGUGGACCGCGGCGAGGACGCUGCCUUCUCCUGCAAGCUCUGGGGCACGCCGUCCCCCGAGGUCUGCUGGGAAAAAGAUGGCAAGAAGCUCGGCGACAUCUUCGAGAGCUCCCACUUCAGUGCAAGCGGAUGCCAGGAGGGCGGCUGGUGCCAGCUGAAGAUCUACCGCACUCGCAUGCCCGACGGCGGCGUUUACACCUGCAGGGCCGCGAACCGCCACGGGGAGGCACUAGCGGGAGCCGUCCUGCUCGUCCAGCCCAUCCCGGAACGAGAGGAAGGUGGGGCGACGCCAUCGCCGUCCAACGUCUACUCCAAUGGACAUCCGUCACCACGCGCCGGUGGAGGAGGGAGGCAGCGGAGCGGACGGCACGGAUCGUCCCGCUGCUACCCUGAGGAACAGCCCCACCUGAACUCGUCCAAGGUGAAGAAGUUUGCGGUAUCCGAAGGGAAGCACGCCAAGUUCCGGUGCUUGGUGACAGGGAAGCCCAAGCCUGAGAUUGUGUGGAAGAAGGAUGGGCUGCCCCUAGAGGCUGGGAGGCGGCAUCUCAUCUUUGAGGACAGAGAGGGCUACUACACUCUAAAGGUGCUGUACUGCAAGCAGCAGGACACGGGACUGUAUGUGUGCGCUGCCUCCAAUGCCCUGGGAAACACACUGAGCGCUGUUCACCUCACUGUUAAAGGCCCUCCGGUGCGGUUCAAACGUCCGCUGAAAGAUGUUGAGGUGGUCGAGAGAGACGUGGCGGUUCUGGAGUGCGAAGUUCCGGAAGAGUCCAUCCCUGCGGCCUGGUACCUGGAGGAUCAACGUCUGCAGCCCAGCAGCAAGUACGGGAUGGAGCAGAGAGGAACCAAACGCUGGCUCACGAUCAGCGACGUGGGAGCGGACGACGAUGGGGUCUACCUUUGUGAGAUGCCCGAUGGGGGCAAGAGCAUCGCAGAGCUGACUGUCAAAGGCACGAUUGUGCGUAAACUCCCCCGUAAGCUGGAGGUCCUGGAGGGGGAGAACGCUGUCUUCUGCGUGGAGGUACAGGAAGAGGAAAUGGAGGUCUACUGGUACAAAGAUGGGCUGCAGCUGCGAGAGUCCCACCAGAUCAUCCUCAAGUCUUUUGGCAAAACCCACAUCCUGGUCUUUGUCAACGUGGCCUAUCAGGACACAGGGGUGGUGACCUUUGUGGCGGGAAGGUCUAAGACCUUGUGCAGGCUGAAGGUCAAAGCUGCCAAACACAGCCCCCCCACCUGUCCUGUGGCAGCCCAGAUGGACGUGGACCGUCCCAACUGUGCUCUCCUGUCCUGGGCGCCUGCCUCCACUUCCUCCCAGGCCACCACACGCUCCAUCUACGUGCUGGAGAGACAGGAGGUGGGUUCCCAGGAGUGGCAGAAGUGUGUGACCACGGACGUAGACACCUCGGUGGAGAUCAUGGGAGACAGCGUGCCCUACGAGGGCGACUUCCGCUUCCGUGUCUGCUGCGUCAACAAGUACGGCCGCAGCGGACAUGUAGAGUUCCCCAAGUUCGUCCAUCUGGUCCCAGGACCCAAGAUCCGCUCCCCUCUGCAGGAGUGUGACGUGCUGGAGGGGGAUGACGCUACUUUCUCCCUGGAGCUGUCUGCCUCCAUGACAGGCACCUGGUUCCUCAACUCCACCCAGCUGCAGAAAAGCGAGCGGUUCUCCAUUUGCCAGAAACAGACUCAGCACUCUCUGGUUAUCCACAGAGCCGGGAUCAGUGACCACACUGCCGAGGUCACCUUCAUUGCCAACGGAGUUCGAGACUCUGCUGUCCUCAAGGUCCAAGCUGCUGUGGUCAAGUUUAAUCCCCUGUCAGAGAUGGACAGCAACAAACGCAUGGAGACAGGAGACCCUGUGGUACUGUACUGCGAGGUGUCCCAUCCCUCUGCUAGGGUCUGCUGGUACAAGGAUGGGGUUGAGCUUCAGAUGACGGACGGUUUGUCCAUCCAAUCAGAGGGAAACAUGAGGAGGAUUGUCAUCCAAUCGGCCGAGUCUACCGACUCUGCAGUGUAUACCUGUGAGACCAUGGGCGAUGUUGUCAAAUUCAACGUCAAAGUGGAUGUGGCGCCAGCCAGGUUCUGUGUCGCCCCCGAAGAAGAGAGGAGGCGGAGCCUGAGGACAGGUGAGGCGGUGGAGCUGCACUGUGACCUGUCCGAUCCCAGCGCUCAGGUGUACUGGUACAAGGACGGAGAGCAGAUCUUCAACCAACCAGGGAUCGACUUAGUGGAGGAAGGCCUCAGGAGGACACUGAUCAUCCAAUCAGCUGACUGCUCUCAUGCUGGCGUGUACACAUGUCAGAGCGUUGACGAUGUUACUGCCUUUCAGGUGGAGGUCCAAGGGCCCCCCGUCACGUUCAGUGCCAUCCCAGAGGAUGACCUCCAUAAGAGUGCCAUGGAGCUGGACCCUGUGGUGCUUCACUGUGAGGUCUCCAGAGAAGAUGCCACUGCCCUCUGGUACAAGGAUGGCAGGGAGGUGCAGCCCAGUGAAAAUGUCACGCUGCAGGCUGAGGGCACCAUGAGGAGGCUGAUCCUCCGCUCUGCCGAGGCCUCAGAUGCAGGCAGCUACACCUGCCAGGCUGGCAACAGCAGCAUGACCUUUACUGUCCACGUUAAAGAACCACCGGUGAUGAUCGUGGAGCCCAAGGAGGACGUGGUGAUGGAGCGCCACCUCUCCGAGGAGAUCGUUCUGCAGUGUGAGCUGUCACGCUCCAACGGCCAGGUGCGCUGGUUCAAGGACGGCCUGAUGGUGGUGGAGGACGACAACGUGAGGCUGACGUCCGAGGGGCCGUACCGGAGGUUGAGCGUAGCCAGUGCGGUGGCCAAAGAUUCCGGAGAGUACGUCUGUGACACGGAUGGCGACUCUGUGUUCUUCCAACUCACCGUCUCAGAACCUUUAGUUCGGAUUGUCUACCCCAGUGAGUCAGAGCUGGAGUGGACACAUCGGGCUCCGGAGAGGCUGGAGCUGAGCUGUGAGAUCUCUCAGGCCGAUGCCCAGGUACGGUGGUACCGGGAUGGACUGGAGGUGGAGGAGAGCCCUCUGCUGGUCCUGGAGGUACAGGGAGCUCAUAGGAAGCUGGUCAUUCCCAGAACCAGUGUGGACCACUCAGGAGAGUAUGUGUGUGAUACAGAGGAUGAUUCUGUCACCUUCCUGGUGACUGUCACAGAGCCUCCGGUGAAACUGGCCAGACCUGAGAGACUUUCGGAUGUGAUGGAAUGUUUCUCUGGCGCCCCCCUGGUCUUGGAGGUAGAAGUGUCACGCCCCAGUGCCAAGGUCAUGUGGAGAAAGAAUGAAGGAGAGGUGGAUGAGAGCGGCCAUGUCACCAUCAGUGAGGACGGACUCCUCCGCCGGCUCACCAUCCAACACCCCACACCAGGGGAUUCUGGGAAAUACACGUGUGACGCCAUGGACGACACCAUCGAUUUCCAGGUCAACGUCUCAGAGGCUCCUGUCAACAUUUUGAGGAAGUCUGAGGUGAAGACGGAGCAGAGAUCGCGGGUCUCUGACGACAUUGUGCUGGAAUGCGAGCUCUCCCGUUCCAAUGCUAACGCCAGCUGGUUCAAAAAUGGCCGUCGGCUGGAAGGUGACGAGCGUUUCUGUGAGGAGGAGGAAGGUGCUUUCCGAUCGCUGGUCAUCCUCAACGCAGAGCUCAGUGACUCUGGGGAGUACCUCCUGGAUGCGGGAGACGACAGUAUCAGCUUCCAGGUCACCGUAGAAGAACCUCCUGUGGAGAUCAUUGGGAACUCGGGGGAUCAGGAUUACCAGGAGAUGGUCGCUGGGGACGAUCUCAUCCUGGCAUGCGAGGUGUCCCGCGCCAAUGCUCCCGUCCAGUGGUUCUGCAACGAGUGCCUGCUUGUCAGCGACCAGCGGACCUACGUCGAGAGCUACGGCACCCUGAGGAAACUGAUACUGUCCGACAUACAGCCAAGCGACUCUGGGAAGUACACGUGUGACGCCGUCGAUGAUAAGAUGGUGAUCGUCGUUAAGGUCUUAGAACCCCCUGUCACUUUUCUGAACAAAGAGGAAGUCAACAUAGUCACCGGUUACGAGGCGGAGAGCAUAACUCUGAUGGGCGUGGUCUCCAAGGAGAGAGCAGUGGUGCGUUGGCUCCACGAAUGGUCGCCCGUGGUGGGUGACAGGUUCAAGACCGGCGUGGACAACCACCAACGCUUCCUGAUCAUCGAGCCUCUCAGGCGAUCUGACGCUGGCGACUACACCUGCGAUGCCGACACAGACGAGAUGCACUUCACCUUACUGGUCAAAGAGAUGAGGGUUCGCUUUGCCCAGCCACUCCAGGACACUCUGGCUCACGCGGACAGCAUGAUCACCCUGCGCUGCGAGGUGACCAAGCCCAAGGCCGACGUCCAGUGGCUGAAGGACGGUGUGGAGGUGGUGCCCAGCCGUAGGUUCACCAUCCGGGCCGACGGUGUCGAGCGCAGCCUGACCAUCCACCGGCUUACCAGAGAGGACACCGGGGAGUAUGCCUGCGUGUCUAAAGAUGACCGCACCGCCUGCACACUCCGAGUGGAGAUGCCUCGUGUGGUCGAGUUUGUCACAGAGCUCCACAACACCACAGUGCUGGAAGGUGAGGAUGCCGUCUUCAAGUGCGUGGUCUCCCCUGAGGAUGUGGCCUUGGUCUGGCACAUGGACAACGAGCCCAUCAUCCUGGGAGAACGUUUCCAGGCCUCCAGUAAUGGCCUGUGCCACACGCUGCUGAUAAAGAAGUGCCAGAUGCUGGACUGCUCCAAGAUAACUGCAGAGGCUGAGCAAGUGGUGUCCAAGGCCUCCCUUAAAGUCCAGGAGGCCCAGGUGGUGUUCACCAGGAAGAUGGAGGCCAUAAUGGCGGAGGAGUUCGGAGAGGCCACCAUGGAGACGGAGGUCAGCCUCGAGAGCGGGGAGGUCCAGUGGAUGAGGCAGGGCGUGGUCAUCCAGGCAGGGCCCCGCCACACGCUGGGCCAGAGCGGCUGCCGACGGAGCCUGACUAUGCGCAACCUCACCCUGUCCGACCGCGGAACCUACCGCUGUGAGACGCUGCACGACCGCACGCAGGUCAAACUCAACGUGGAGCCUCGUAAGAUCAGUAUCCGGAAGGCUCUGAGUGACACAGACACGUUUGAGCGUGAGACGGCCUCCUUUGAGGUGGAGCUCUCCCACACUGACGUAGAGGGGGUAUGGCAAAAAGACGGCAUUCGGGUCAAACCCCACAACCAAUGGCGCGUGAGCACCAAUGGGCGUGUCCAUGGGCUCACCCUAUCAGGUCUGACGCUGGAGGACACAGGCACCAUUGUGUUCUCAGCAGAGGGCCUGCGAACCUCCGCCAGACUCAAUGUUCAAGAGACCCCAGUGAUGCUUCUGAGGAAGCUGUCGGACGUCUGUCUGGAGGAGGGGGCUCCUGCCACUCUGGAGUGUGAGUUCUCCAGACAGAACGUAGACGCCAAGUGGUUCAAGAACGGGGCAGAGCUGAAGCCAGGGAAGAGCCAUCGCAUCUACUCCAUGGGCAGGAAGCGCUUCUGCCAGAUUCUUCAGUGUUGCCACGCCGACGCCGGGACCUACACGUGUGACAUAGGAGACAUGACUACUUCCUGUAACCUGGAGGUGAACGAGCGUCAGUUGGAGAUCCUGCAGGAUCUGGAAGAUCUGUACGUCCAGGAAGACCAGAAUGCUGUCUUCAUGUGUGAGGUCUCCGUGGAAGACGUCCCAGGCGAAUGGUACAAGGGCGGACACAAGAUUCGACCCUCCAGCUCCAUCAAGACGCGAACAGAGGGCACUAAGCACUUCCUGCUGAUGUGUAACGUCAAAGCAGAGGAUUCUGGGGAGAUCCGCUUUGUGGCCAAACAGAUUGAAUCCAUUGCCUACCUGGAGGUUGAGGAGCUCCCUGUUUCGAUCGUAAAGCCCCUUCGUGACCGCACGGCUCUGGAGAAGCACCGGGUCAUUCUGGAAUGUACCGUCUCCACGCCGCACUGCGAGGUCACAUGGUACAAGGGCAGUGAGGAGCUGGGUGGCUCGGAUAGGCUGGAAAUGGUGUCAGAAGACUGCUAUCACAAGCUGGUCAUCCAACAGGUGGCGGUAGAGGACGAGGGCACGUACAGCAUCAGGGUGGGAGAGCACACGAGUAAAGCCAAGCUGAUGGUAGAAGCCCAGGCCCUGGUGAUGGUGCAGGACCUGGAGGAUGUGAGUGUAACCGCCCCGGCCUCGGCCUGUUUCCAGUGUGAGGUCUCCGUGGCUAUCAGCAGGGCCCCUGUUUGGACCCUGAACGGUGUCACGCUCCAGCCAGGCCCCUCUGUCCGUCUGGACGACCUAGGAACCACCCAUAAACUCACUCUGAAGGAAACCAGCGGAGACAUGAGCGGUCCAGUGAAGUUUACCACAGGGAAGGCAAAAAGCUGUGCCACUCUUACAGUAAAUUAGAGGAUGCGGGAUGAUGGCCGAGCUCUUAUAACAUCUCCUUAUUCUCUCUUGGUGAAAUCACUGAUCUAACAUGGUGCCAUUGAUGUAGAGGACAUAUUUUUCUACUAUCCUGUCAUGUUAAAUCUAAAUGACUUGAAAGAGGGAAGGAAGAAAGGAUGACAUUUUGAGAAGAUUCUAACAAAACCAGUGCAAGUGGAGAAGAGGGGAGGUAGACUAAGCAGGGAGGGAAAGAAAGACUAUAGGAAAAGUUUGUAUUAAGGAGGAGAGUGAACGUCUGUAUGUAUGGGAAGAGAAACUGACUUUUGGUUAAAUAUAUUUAUUAAUUACAUAUAUAAUCAAGAAAAAAAGAAGUGAUCACAAAUAAUGCAAAAUGAAUGAUAGUGUUGAAUUAUUGAAUAUGAUGCAAUCAUUUCAUAUAAAAAGAUUUUUCUAUAGAGCCCUUUUGUAAUAUUUGUUUUUAGGAAAUCGUGGUGCAGCCAUUACUGAGUAGCUUGAAUGGAGGGUUAUACCCACCUUCAGUGAAUUUACAACUGACACUUGAAACCAUCGGGCUUUUCAUAAUUAAAUUGAAUUGUAUAGUU
Molecule: messenger RNA, 8311 nt
Organism: Hypomesus transpacificus
Lineage: Eukaryota; Metazoa; Chordata; Actinopteri; Osmeriformes; Osmeridae
Gene: obsl1a
Product: obscurin like cytoskeletal adaptor 1a
Exons: 26
Coding region: 798-7730 (2310 amino acids)
Molecular function (GO): protein binding
Source: RefSeq, a predicted model, not a curated record